UUGUAGCCUAGUGAAAAGGCUCGGAAGUGAGACGCGAGUGUGGAGUUCCGUGGGAACGGCUUUAAUAUCGCAGCUUAUUAUUUACUGAGGGCUUUGUUCCUGUUACGGAAGUGAUUUUUUAGGGUUAGAGCUUUGAUUUUGUUUCAUCUGAGCUGCUGUGUUGUUCCUGUCAUCAUGAUGAAAAGACAAGUGGACCUGGACCUGGACCUGGACCUGGACCUGGACCUGAUGAAGUGAUGGCAGAAUAAAGAGCAGGUGCUGCCGUGUGUGACAUGUGGUGUGUUUUUGAUUGUCACAAUGAGCUUCCCAGAGAACAAAAGCACCACAUGCACGUCCUACAUGCUACAGAUACACGUGAGACCGCCCCACAGUUCACGUCAGUCCUGCACAGUCAGGGUGCGAAAGGACACCACGGCGGCCCUGGUGGUGCAGAGCAUCGUUGAGCUGCUUGAACUUAACUCCUCUCAGCCGUACGAGCUGAUGGAGGUGAGGGAACAUGCAGGGGACAAACACGUGCUCCGGACGGACGACUGUCCUGUGGACCGCCUGCUGCUUUGGCCUCAGGGACAUGAGGAACAUCAGGGUUAUUAUUUCACCUUUCAGGAGUGUAAACCUGACCCAUCAAGGCAGUAUAUCACAGCCCAGGAAUUUCUUAUGCCCCACCUGGAAGACGUGAAGGAUCUGUGCAGCCUCGCCGUGAUUAACGAGGCCAGUAUUCUAGAAACUCUACGCUGUCGCUUCUACAGGAGCCAAAUCUACACGUAUGCCAGUAACAUCCUCAUCAGCAUCAACCCCUUCAAGUUCCUCCCAAUCUACAACCCCAAAAAUCUGCAUAGGUACGAGAAUUGCAUUCUGGGAAAAGAAGAACCUCACAUUUUCACUAUAGCGGACGCUGCGUUCUGGGCCAUGCUGAACAAACGCACCAAUCAGUGCAUCGUCAUCUCCGGAGAAAGCGGCUCGGGGAAAACACAGAGCACCAACUUCAUUAUCCACUGUCUGACGGCGCUGAGCAGGAAAGGCUGCACCAGCGGUGUGGAGAGGACCAUCUUAGGGGCUGGACCAGUACUGGAGGCUUUUGGAAACGCAAAGACGACGUACAACAACAACUCAAGUCGCUUUGGGAAGUUUAUACAGGUGAAUUUCUUGGAAGGAGGAAUUGUUAGAGGAGCCACAAUAGAGAAGUACCUGUUGGAGAAAUGUCGUCUUGUUUCAAGGAAGAGCAGAGAAAGAAACUAUCAUGUGUUUUAUUACCUGCUUGUCGGAGCAUCUCAGGAAGAAAAAGAAGAGUUCAGACUUUUAGAACCUGAAAAUUAUUAUUACCUCAAACAGGAUCAGGGUGAUGUGGACGAUGCAGCAGAGAUUAAGUACGAGUUUAAGAGACUUCAGCAGGCCAUGGAGAUGGUCGGCUUCCUGCCUGCUACCAAGAAACAAAUAUUCUCUGUGCUUUCUGCUAUUCUGUAUCUGGGAAACGUGAGCUAUGAGCCGAGAGCAGAUGGAGACGGAGUGACUGUGGGACCCCCAGAUGUUCUUCAGACUCUCUCUGAACUGCUCAAGGUGAGAGAGGAUCUUCUAAUCAAGGCUCUGACUUGGAGGAAAACUCAGACAGUGAAUGACGUCCUUGUGCUGCGCUACAGCCUUAGUGAGGCAAUCACUACACGAGACUCGAUGGCUAAAUCUCUGUACAGCUCUCUGUUUGAUUGGAUCGUCCUCCGCAUCAACCACGCUCUCCUCAAUAAGAGGGACAUGGAGGAUGCUGUCCCGUGUCUCUCUAUCGGUGUGUUAGACAUUUUCGGCUUUGAGGAUUUUAAGACCAACAGCUUUGAGCAGUUCUGCAUUAACUAUGCUAACGAGCAGCUACAGAGUUACUUCAACCAACACAUCUUCCUCCUUGAACAGGCAGACUAUGUGAUGGAGGGAAUCAGCUGGACCUCAGUGAGUUACACAGAUAAUGUUGGUUGCAUUAAUCUGAUCAGUAAGAAGCCCACAGGUCUGCUGUACCUGCUGGAUGAGGAGAGCAGUUUACCUCAGGCUACUUACAGUACACUGUUGGAGAAGUUUAAGCGGCAGCAUCGAGAGAACCCGUUCUUUAUUUCUACACCAGUUCUAGAGCCAGCGUUCAUCAUCCGACACUAUGCCGGCAAUGUCAAAUAUCAAAUAAAGGAUUUCAGAGAGAAAAACACGGAUCAUGUGAGGCCUGAUAUCGUGGCUCUCCUGCGCAGUAGUGAACGAGGAUUUCUGAGGUGCAUAAUUGGAACAGACCCAGUUGCAGUGUUCAGGUGGGGAAUUCUCCGGGCCACUAUACGUGCAGUGUAUGCCAUGAAAGAGGCGGGGAGACGCUGGGCCACUGAACAUCCAGCGACAGUAAGGCGAUACUCUCGUGACUCCCUGAGGGCACAGAAGAGACCGAGCUCCUCCAUUGGGCGAUUGAUGAGCCAGUCUUAUCUCAUCGACUUCUCCUUUGACCGUUCUGAGGAUUAUCCGCUGGAGAUGUUGGAGGACGUCUUUGCCACAUUCGAAAAUAAAAAGAAGAGUCGCUUGGGCCGCAACAAACAGAUCAUACCAAAGAAUCUGUUGGACUGUCGAUGUCUGAAGCUCAUCAUGGACUUGAAUCUUUACAACAGUGACACUCGUGCUUUACUCCACCUGCACAAGAAGAAGAAACCUCCCAGCAUCAGCGCCCAGUACCAGACAUCUCUGGUGAAGCUGAUGGAUACACUGAGGAGAGCAGAGCCGUUCUUUGUACGCUGUAUUAGAUCCAAUGCUGAGAAGAGGGAAAUGCAGUUUGAUGAUGACUUUGUCCUUAGACAGUUGAGGUACACUGGCAUGUUGGAGACGGUUCACAUUAAGAGAUCAGGUUACGGAGCUAAGUUCACUUUUAAGGAGUUCAGGGAUGAAUUCAGUAUUUUGCUGCCCAGGAGAUCGUCUUCUCUCAGGCAGGACAUUGAGAAUCUUCUGUUUAAAAUCACUUCAGACAAGAACAACUUUCAGAUCGGCAAGACCAAGGUGUUUUUAAAGGAGAUGGAGCGACUGAAGCUCCAGGAGACACUGCACAAGGAAGUGAUGCGGAGAAUCCUCCUGCUGCAGCGCUGGAUUCGGGCGUGUCUCGCUCGCAAACACUUCCUGAUGAAGAAGAGAGCCAUCAUCAUUGUACAGAGAUCAUGGCGAAGUUUUCGAGCGUCGACCAAGUGCAGAGCUGCCUUCGUGAUCCAGAAAGCAUGGAGAGAUUCUCACGAGCGAGCAGAGUAUCUGCAUCAGAGAGAGAGCCUGAGGAACCUGCAGCAGCUUAAACAGAGCUCAGAGACUCGCAGGCGUCUGCAGGAGGAGCAGGGGAGCAGGGCAGAUGGUCUUAAGGGCAUCACAGGAAGUGUGGAGAUGCUGCCGCCACGCCUUGAUGGUAAAGUAAAGCCACUGCCUCCUUUACCCGUCCAUGCGCCAGCAGAGAAGGAGAAUGUGAAGAACUUCAGAAACGAGCCGCAGCAGAACCCAGGUGGCGUCACGGAGCCAAGAGAGAGAAGAGAGAAGGAGGGGACAGACAGAAACGCAUCGCUCCCUGUAGCUCCGCCCAAACCCGACCCUCUCACCGAACCAAAAGCAGACGACGGUGGCGGCACGCUGCAGCGCUCCAAACCAGCCAACAUGAAGGAGAAAGUGGAGAAGUGGAGAGAGCGAAGGAGUGACAUCGAGAACUUCAGGAUAAGCAAAUUAAACGGUCGAGGAAUCUCAAUGUCUCUGGAUAAUCUGAACUUCAGAACGAGUUCGUCUGAGUCUGACAGCACGUCUCCAUCUACCUCUGAGGUGACGCUGCGUAGACGUAAGCGCUCGAGACACAAGCGGCGAUUGGCUAACGCCCGCAGCGGCCUCAUGCUGAAGGCCACAGAGGAGUGUGAGGAUUACUGGAUUUUCCCACUUCCUCCCUUCAGCCCGGGAAGCUCAUAUCGGUCCAGUGCCCCUGUGGUGCUCGAGAAAAGCGAGUUGCCUGAUGGACUAAAAUCACAUGUGACACAGAACCAGAGCGACGCCACACACACACAACCACUCGCUCCUGAAAAAGGAUCAUUUUUUGGGCGAUAUUUCCCUUUGGGUCAAAAGAAGCGUCUCACACCUCAGGAUGGAAACAUGACGAUGGCCAAGACACUCGGAGAGAGAGACGAGCACUUGAAGAGGUCCAGCAGUAACUCCCCCACGUCCCUGAGUCCAUCCUCACUGGUGAGUCGUAGGAGACAGAGUAUAAAGAUCAGCCGAGGGACUCGAGUGAGGGAGCAGAGCAACACGUCACUUAACCGUCAGAUCACAGACGGCACAGAACUACGCCACCUCGACGAGUUCCUGGGAAACCAGAUGAACGAUCUACAGUCCAGAGCGAAGUCUCUGUCAGAGACGGAGGUGAUUUUCUUGACGGCCACAACGCAGUUCAGAGACACUAUAAAGAGCAUGUACUCUCUCUCUAACCCUCAGAUCAGUUAUAAAGGCCUGCUGCAGGGAUAUAAAUCUAAAGUGGAAACUUUAGCUGCACAGAAGAAGAAGGACGAGGUGCCGCUGGUGGUGAAUUUAUUUCAGUCUGUGCUGGACGGCUUCAUCAGAGCCGAGAUUAAACGAGUCUCAUCAGAGAGCGACCUCACCAAGCUCACAAAGAAGAUGAAGAGGGUUCGGGAGAAUGAUAAGUGUCCUGACAGCCCCCUGGAUCACUUGUUCUGUACGUACCAAGUUAACAUCGUUCAGUCAUGUGACAUGUGCGGCUCGUUCAUCUGGGGUAUGGAGAAAGCCUGCAUGUGCAGCGCAUGUAAGAUGGUGUGUCACAGGAAGUGUAUGUGUAAGAUAAUGACACACUGCUCCAAACACAUGGUUAAGAAGGCUGAAGAAGGUAAAGUCACCGUGUAUUUUGGAGUGCACUUGCCCACUCUGACCAGCAGGGCUGAGCCAGUGCCCUGUGUGCUGGAGAGGAUGUUGGCGCAUGUGGAGAUGAACGGACUGUACACUGAGGGAAUUUACCGCAAAUCAGGGUCCACACUCAAAGCCAAAGAGCUUCAUCAUCUGCUGGACAAGAGUCCUCAGAGUACCAGUCUAGAUAAUUAUCAGAUCCACACAGUUACAGGUCUAAUUAAGUCCUGGUUACGGGAGUUGCCUGACCCUCUGAUGACCUUUAACCUCUACAACGAUUUCCUGUAUGCUGCAGACUUGCCGGAGAAGUCUGAGAGGCUGAGAGCCAUUUACAGGAAGUUAGAGGAACUUCCUGCUCCGAACUACAGCACACUGGAACGCCUUAUCUUUCACCUGGUCAGAGUGGCAAAGGAGGAGUCUUAUAACCGGAUGUCUGCUAGUGCUCUGUCCAUCGUGUUUGCUCCUUGUAUCCUCCGCUGUCCUGAUGUUUCUGACCCUCUGCUUAGUAUGAGAGACCUGCCCAAGACCACGCUGUGUUUAGAAGAGGUGAUUGUGGAGCAGAUGAAGAGAUUUGAUGAAAAGAUGAAGGAGAUCCAGCAGCUGGAACACGCUGAGGCUCUGGCAAUUAAACAGCUCACACUUCGCAGACAGAACACGGUCCUGGAGAACCUGAAGGGGAAAGUGGACGUGUCUCGGGUGGACAGCUCAGAUUCCAGCAUGGAGAACACGCUCCUUGAGAGGAUUAGAUCUAUAAAGCAGGAGAAGAGUAAACUGGCCUACAUGCUGCCCGACCUGGACACUUCUGAUAAUGAGAACCUGGACUGUGAGAGCACAGUGAGCUCUGAGAGUCCUCUGGAGAACAAAAUUUCUCUCCUGGACUUGGAAGGUCAGCAGAGUGCACUGGAGCUGCGAAAGCUUCCUGAGGUGAAAACUCCCCAGAGACGAGUCAGUGCCCAGUCCACGUGUGUGGCCCGAGAUGACCAACGUGAAUCAAAACCCAGCGGACGCUUCACUGACCUCGACAUCCCCUUUAUAGAUGAUGACUUUUAGCAUGUAAACUUUCAGACGUGUAGCAAUAAUCAUUCACUAUACCGCCAUGUACAACAGGUGCAAUAUUGUUAGCAUGGAUUGUUUACAAAUGAGAGUUAGCCAAGUGCUGUAGAUUUCUUUGUACUCAUUUAAAGUCAUAUUUGUGUUGUUGCUAUGGUUACGUUAGCUAAUUAGCAUUAUGUGACCUGUGUGGUGGUAGUGUGACAAGCUGGCUAGCAUUAAAGUAGGAGCUAAAUAUCUAGCUAGCUAAUUGUUGACACAUUCACAGACUUCAUCUGUUCAUUAUAAAUACACCAAACGUUACUGACUUCAUUCAUUCAUUUGUGUCUUUGUGAAGUUUCCUGUUCACCUUUCAGCUGCACACAUCUGUACACACACACACUCACACACUCUCUCUCUCUUUCUCUCUCAGAAAUCUGUAUGUUAUGGAAAAUAAAAUGAAAUUUCAGUGUGAUUUCAGACAGAUCUUGUGAUUGUGAUUAGUGGAGACGGAGAUUAGAGACUUAUUUCUGCACAUAUUUCAUUCACAUUUUCUGUUUUAUUUUUUAAUGAUUUAAAAUAAGAGAUAAAAUGGACAAUAUUUAAAAAAUAUACAAAAGAGACGACUAUUGCUUCGUCUUCCUCCUCCUCAUCAUCGUCAUCAUCCGCUGCUGUUAUUUAUUAUUAUUCAUUUUGAAACAUCUGGAUUUUAGUGAAAUCUGUGGUAAGAAACAUAAUUCUACUGUAUAAGACAAACUGAUUAAUUGCAGAAUAAAACAGACAGAAAUGGUUAACAUUCA
This is a messenger RNA of Tachysurus vachellii, 6707 nucleotides long. It is a transcript of the gene myo9b, whose product is annotated as myosin IXb. The record is from RefSeq and is a predicted model, not a curated record. Lineage: Eukaryota; Metazoa; Chordata; Actinopteri; Siluriformes; Bagridae. Gene Ontology annotation, molecular function: ATP binding; GTPase activator activity; microfilament motor activity. Gene Ontology annotation, biological process: intracellular signal transduction. Gene Ontology annotation, cellular component: myosin complex. Bases 298 to 5928 code for a protein of 1876 amino acids. The transcript has 41 exons.